CUCAGGCGACAAGAGCACGUUGAUCCAAACACACCAAAAGAAAGAGAAAAAAAGAAGACAUUUCGGACAUCGGCAGUCUUUGAUAAAUGCCUCACACAGGUCAGGCUGGUGUGAAUCAACUGGGAGGCGUCUUCGUCAAUGGACGCCCACUGCCUGACUACGUACGCCGUCGUAUCGUAGAGCUUGCCUUGAUGGGAGUGCGGCCCUGUGAUAUCUCCAGACAAUUACUAGUAUCUCAUGGAUGCGUCUCCAAGAUUCUCACUAGGUUUUAUGAAACGGGCUCUAUCAAACCGGGAUCGAUAGGGGGAAGCAAACCUAAGCAAGUAGCCACACCACACGUUGUGAGAAAAAUAUUACGCUACAAGCAAGAAAAUCCUUCCAUCUUCGCCUGGGAGAUCAGGGAUCUUCUCCGGAGCCAAAGAGUGUGCGACGAACAGUCUAUCCCCAGCGUCUCUUCCAUAAAUCGAAUUCUCAGGAACAGUGGUCAUGUGGUUCUCGAUGAAUCCCUGCCUGCUCCCAAUGGUUCUCAUUCUUCUCCUGUAAGUCCCAAUUGUUACACCACCCCCUACCUUCUUCCAGAAUCGCCCUUGUUGUCAACAGCAGCUCCCCCUCCUGCCCUAGAUGUAUCGAACCCUGGUCCUUCGCGAUCCACUGCAGGAUCUUCACCACUUAAGGAAGCAACAUCUUCACAAUCAACAGAAAGCAAAUCUAGUAGCGGUUAUUCCAUAGAGGAACUCCUCAAACCCAGCAGAGGCAAACCCAGUAAAAGGAGAGGGUCAGAUUCAGAAGAGGACUGUGAUUCAGACGCCAAAGUGACAGGUCCUUCACCUAAAUCGACUCGUCUGCAAGUUCCAGACAUAGUCUCCACAGAAUUAGGCCCCGCUCCUUUGCUGACUCGACCCUAUCUCCUGAAUGCAUCUAGUUCUCAACUACACUGUUGGUCUCCAACGACAGGAGGAUCAUCCGCUUUCUCUUUUCCACGAUUUGUGCCAUUUCCUUGUCCCUACUUUCCAUCACCGUACUCCUCGGUUUAUUCUCUGAGGAAAGAUUUCCAACCAAAAUGACAUGCAGAGUUCAGGUUUCUGAAAUAGUUGCUUCAGUAAGGGAAUCGCAUCCAAAGUAUUUUCUUUUACAUUGUGAUGGAAACUGAAAUGUUCAUCCUUGUAGAACUGAAACAUGCUGUAAUUUCUUUGAAUUGAUUCGAAUGCAUGUUGGAGACAAUACUGAUGGAACCUGACAAACAAAGAC
Messenger RNA from Argiope bruennichi, 1248 nucleotides. RefSeq names its product paired box pox-neuro protein-like (gene Poxn). Bases 87 to 1064 code for a protein of 325 amino acids. Gene Ontology annotation, molecular function: DNA-binding transcription factor activity, RNA polymerase II-specific; RNA polymerase II cis-regulatory region sequence-specific DNA binding. The transcript is spliced from 6 exons. Lineage: Eukaryota; Metazoa; Arthropoda; Arachnida; Araneae; Araneidae. Gene Ontology annotation, biological process: regulation of transcription by RNA polymerase II; anatomical structure development. The record is from RefSeq and is a predicted model, not a curated record.